AUGGUAGAUCAUGUUUGUCGCAGUUGUCAAGUUGAUGGUAGAAUAGAGCGUAAAACCAGGGACCCAAGUUCACCCAUUGUCUACAUUAGAAGACUGAACUGCCAAAAAAUUAAUAACACGGACCCAAUUGCAACUGCGUCAAUGUUUACGGACUUCAACUCUAAACAUUAUUUGUUGUUCCGUUUUGUUUACACUCAAAUCGGGCCUAAAAGCAAACUUCAUUAUUGCAGAAUUGCAGUUGCUGGUUGUUUUGAAAACCAAUCAGUUGGAGGAGCCAUUGAUAUGGAGGCAACUAAAUCUUCGCUCCAGAGUGAAAAAUUAAACAGAGAAACUCCGCAAUUGGUUGCUGUGUUAAAAGAAAUGAAGGAAGGUUUGGAUACUGUGAGGACUAAAGUUCAGGCUUUGACAGCUAAGGUGAAAGCAGAAAAUUUCCGCACUGCAGAUGGAAUAAGCUAUCUCGAGGCCAAACAUUUGCUGCUUCUUAAUUAUUGUCAGUCACUUGUCUACUAUUUACUUCGCAAGGCAAAAGGGUUAUCGAUUCAGGGACAUCCUGUAGUUCAGAGCCUUGUUGAGAUAAGAUUAUUCUUAGAGAAGAUUCGCCCUAUUGACAAAAAGCUUCAAUACCAAAUUCAAAAGCUAAUGAAAGUUACAACCAACCAAAUGGAAAAAUCAGGUUCUACUGAGGAAGUAGCUGAUACAACUCAGAAGACUGAGGACUUGUUGAAAUAUCGCCCAAAUCCAGACUUGCUCGUUAGCAAAAUUGACAAUGCUUCAGAGGACGGUGAUGGUGUGUAUCGGCCGCCAAAAUUGGCUCCUGCUGCUAUGGAGGAAGAUAAGAUGUCAAGACAGGAGAGAAAUGCUUUGAGAAAAGAGAGAGAAAAUAUGCGACAAGCGAAGCAGAGUACUUAUGUAAGAGAAUUGAUGAAUGAUCUGGAAGGAAGACCUGAAGAGAUAACAGAGUCUGUAGGACCUGCAAGUAGAGAACUGACGAAGUAUAUGGAAAAGAUGGAAGAACGCGCACGACAAGAGGAGGAACAGUUCACGCGUGCUCCUCUUACAAAAACGGAGAAACAGACUAUGAAACAUUUGAAGAAGUCUAGAAAUGGGUUACUAGGUCUGACAGAGAGUUUCUACGAUGAAAUUAAAAGUUUACCUUUAGGCGACAACUUUAAUAAGGAAUUGACCACCUUUGAUGGUGGUAGCAGUGGAGAUAGAAAACUGAAGAAACGCAAGAGGAAGCAUUGA
This is a messenger RNA of Fraxinus pennsylvanica, 1245 nucleotides long. The record is from the annotation of a GenBank genome assembly. Lineage: Eukaryota; Viridiplantae; Streptophyta; Magnoliopsida; Lamiales; Oleaceae.